This is a messenger RNA of Galeopterus variegatus (Sunda flying lemur), 3497 nucleotides long. RefSeq names its product sperm associated antigen 1 (gene SPAG1). Gene Ontology annotation, molecular function: protein binding. NCBI's taxonomy places the organism in Eukaryota, Metazoa, Chordata, Mammalia, Dermoptera, Cynocephalidae. Gene Ontology annotation, cellular component: cytosol. The transcript is spliced from 18 exons. The record is from RefSeq and is a predicted model, not a curated record. Bases 1 to 2583 code for a protein of 860 amino acids. Gene Ontology annotation, biological process: axonemal dynein complex assembly.
AUGACUGCCAAAGAUUAUCCAUCAUUGUGGGGGUUUGGAACAACAAAAACAUUUAAAAUUCCCAUUGAACAUUUGGAUUUCAAGUAUAUUGAAAAAUGUUCAGAUGUUAAACAGCUGGAAAAAAUUCUUUGUGUGCUCAGGUCUGGUGAGGAAGGAUAUUAUCCUGAACUUACAGAAUUUUGUGAAAAGCGUCUUAAAGGCCUGGCUCCUGAAAGUAGAGCUUUGAGGAAAGACAAACCUGCAGCAACAGCAUCCAGUUUUACUGCAGAAGAAUGGGAAAAAAUUGACAGUGAUAUAAAGAGUUGGGUAUCAGAAAUUAAAAAAGAAGAAAGUAAAAUGCACUUUCAUGACACUGAAACAUUUCCAGCAAUGGAAGAUAAUUUGCCUCCAGUUCGUGGUUCAAACGGCCGUCUUCAUGUUGGCAAGGAAAAGUAUUCUCGAAGUAUGCCAGCUAAAAAGAAAAUUCCAAGGGAUUAUGCAGAGUGGGAUAAAUUUGACGUGGAAAAGGAAUGUUCAAAAAUUGAUGAAGAUUACAAAGAAAAGACUGUAGUAGACAACAAGUCACAUUUGUCUAAAAUUGAGACAAGAAUAGACACAGGAGGUCUCACUGAGAAGGAAAAGGAUUUUGUUGCCACUCGUGAAAAGGAAAAAGGAAAUGAAGCUUUCAACUCAGGAGAUUAUGAAGAGGCAGUGAUGUAUUAUACCAGGAGCAUUUCAGCACUUCCCACUGUAGCUGCCUAUAACAAUCGAGCUCAAGCAGAAAUCAAAUUACAGAACUGGAAUAGUGCUUUUCAGGAUUGUGAAAAAGUCUUGGAGUUAGAACCUGGAAACUUAAAGGCUCUUCUGCGCCGUGCCACUACAUAUAAACAUCAAAACAAGUUCCAGGAAGCCAUAGAAGAUUUGCUUAAAGUACUGGAUGUGGAGCCUGAUAAUGAUUUGGCCAAGAAAACCUUGUCAGAGGUUGAGAGAGAUCUGAAAAAUUCUGAACCUGUAUCUAAGAAGCAAACCAAAGGGAAGAGAAUGGUUAUUCAGGAGGUGGAAGACUCUGAAGAUGAACACGGACAGGACAGCGGACAAAAACCUGAAGAUGGCAGUGGAGAUAAGACCGCCGCGCCCCCCGCGGCCCCGGUGGGCCCCGCCGCCCUGAAGAGCCAGGGCAACGAGCUGUUCAAAAGCGGGCAGUUCGCCGAGGCGGCCCGCAUGUACUCGGCGGCGCUGGCGCAGCUGCAGCCUGCAGGAAGUGAGAGUGCAGAUGAUCUAAGUAUCUUAUAUUCAAAUAGAGCAGCGUGUUACCUAAAAGAAGGAAACUGCAGUGGCUGCAUUGAAGAUUGUAACAGGGCUCUGGAACUUCACCCAUUCUCAAUGAAGCCUCUUCUGCGACGAGCAAUGGCCUAUGAAACCUUAGAGCAGUAUGGGAAAGCUUAUGUGGACUAUAAAACAGUAUUGCAAAUAGACUGUGGAAUCCAGCUAGCAAACGAUGGUGUUAACAGAAUAACAAGAAUUUUAAUGGAGCUGGAUGGACCAAACUGGCGGGAGAAGCUCUCACCCAUUCCUACUGUGCCCACUUCUGCGCCACUGCGAGCUUGGUGUCCUGCAGCAGAGAUGAUCCAAGACCAAGCAGGAGAUUCCAACAGCCAUCACCAGCUGGGCAUCACAGAUGAAAAAAUGUUUAAAGCCCUUAAGGAAGAAGGAAAUCAAUGUGUAAAGGGCAAAAACUAUAAAGAUGCCCUUAGUAAAUACACUGAAUGCUUAAAGAUUAACAACAAGGAAUGUGCCAUAUAUACAAACAGAGCACUCUGCUACUUGAAGUUGUGUCAGUUUGAAGAGGCAAAGCAGGAUUGUGACCAGGCACUUCGUAUAGAUAACGGGAAUGUGAAAGCGUGCUACAGACGAGCUCUCGCUCAUAAAGGACUCAAGAAUUAUCAGGAAAGCUUAACUGAUCUCAAUAAAGUUCUCCUAUUAGACCCAAGUAUUGUUGAGGCAAAGAUGGAACUGGAAGAGGUAACCAAAUUCCUUAAUAUUAAGGAUAAUACAGCACCAUGGAACAAAGAAAAGGAGAGAAGGAAAAUUGAGAUUCAGGAGGUGUAUGGAGGCAGUGAAGAGCCUGAAAGAACCUCAGAGGACGUCUCCACUGACUGCCUUGAUUCUGAGAAGGGAGAUGAAAGCAAUGGGCCACAAGAACACUCUGAAAAACUUCAGAUCUCCAAGCCUAAUAAUGCCUAUGAAUUCGGUCAGGUUAUAAAUGCUAUCAAUACUAGAAAAGACAAAGAAGCCUGUGCACACCUUUUAGCCAUCACUGCACCAAAAGAUUUGCCAAUGUUGUUGAGUAACAAACUUGAAGGAGAUACAUUUCUCCUCCUCAUUCAGUCUCUGAAAAAUAAUCUUAUUGAUAAAGAUCCCUCAUUGGUAUAUCAACAUCUCUUAUAUCUGAGUAAAGCAGAAAGGUUUAAGAUGAUGUUGACACUAAUUAGCAAGGGACAAAAGGAGCAAAUUGGACAGUUAUUUGAUGACCUUUCAAACAUACAAAACCACCAUUUUACUUUAGAAGAUGUACAGGCCCUAAAAAGGCAAUAUGAGCUUUAAAUCAAGAUGACUGUUACAUUUCUUCCGUGCAUGUAUGUGUUCCUGUAAUGCUAAUGAGAUGGUAUUGUAACAGAGCUGCAUGGACAAAACCUGGCUUAGAAAAGAUCCCUCGGUCUGGACUAUAAAACAUUUUUCUUAUUUUUAUACACAGAACAUGUAUUUCUACAAUCUACUUUUUAUUAGUUGUAAAUAUUUUCUUAUGUACAAGAGCCAACAUCUUUAUAUUUAAUAAUAAGUAUAUUUGGAACUUGUUAAAAACAGUUUAAUUUAUAGUAUACAUUUUCUUUUAGUAACUCAUCUGUUAAAAAUUUGAGUAAAAUUGAACUUCUUUGGGUUGUGAAGGAGUCCUCAUAAGUUUGAUAGAAAUGAAUUUCUUUAAAAUUCUUUUUUAAAAGUGAAAGUCAUUAAUAGUGAUUAUUAUAUCACUUUAUACCCUUCUAAGAUAUACACAAAUCCUAUUUUAUACUAGUACUUGUCUAUUGCCAUCAGUUAAAAUGAAAUGCAGCCUUGUAGUCUAUAACAUGAAAUGAUUAUUAAAUAAAAUGGGUUUAUUAAUUUAGAGCUAUAAGAGGAACUUAUUUUUUCUAACAUGGAAGCAUUGCCUAGUAAUUAAGAACAAAAAUUGCCAAAAAUUUCUACCAGUUUUUACUAGCUCCCUUAUAUAUUGCUUAUAAAAGCAAUAAAACAACCACUAUAUAAAAGCAAAGUAAACCUGCAUUUAUAUUUAAUUGUCACCCCCAUAUUUCCCCCAAAUAUUUAACUUUCCCCCUCCCUCCUUUGUUUUCUGUUUUUAUGACUGUAUUCCUUUACUGCAAAAAGGGAAGUGAAGAAUUCUUGUCAUAUUUUAAGCUCCUUUAUUAACUGGGUCAAAGUAAAGGUAUUUCUUACAAUAAAACAUUCAGGUUUCAGGUCUC